This is a messenger RNA of Prionailurus viverrinus (fishing cat), 875 nucleotides long. It is a transcript of the gene CF2H8orf88, whose product is annotated as chromosome F2 C8orf88 homolog. Gene Ontology annotation, biological process: negative regulation of translational initiation. NCBI's taxonomy places the organism in Eukaryota, Metazoa, Chordata, Mammalia, Carnivora, Felidae. Gene Ontology annotation, cellular component: cytoplasm. The record is from RefSeq and is a predicted model, not a curated record. The transcript has 6 exons. The coding region runs from base 231 to 584 and encodes 117 amino acids. Gene Ontology annotation, molecular function: eukaryotic initiation factor 4E binding.
CUGUCCGCCUCGCGCCCCUCGGAGCCGUAGUCGGCCCCGCCUCCGCUGCCGCCGCCCCCGGCCUCGAGCGGACGCGCGGCGGGAGCCGUUCCCCGACGGGCAGCGGGGCGCUGGGCCGCCGCGUUUGGGUUGAGCGCGGCGACGCUGCUGCCCCGAAAUCCUCCCCGAUCUUGAGGCGAUCAGAUGUCUUUUUCCCUCUUCAAGUAUGGAACUUCAAGGUCUUUGUGAUAAUGGAAACCAAAAAAUUGAUUGGUAAACCGCUUCAACCAGCAAGACCUGUUCGUCAUCUGACUUCUCCCCCUGGAGCAGUAUUCCCUUUCAACUUUCAAAACGAAUAUCCAUGCAAAACUCAGUGCUUACAAAGCGGAGUUAGCAGAUGUAAGACGAAUGGAAUGCAAGCCUUUUCUCAAGGUCAUAAUGAACCACAGCAACAUCAGUCUCCAGUUAAAAAAGAGAGAAUUAAAUACAGCAGAGAUUUCCUGUUGAAGCUCUCAAGUGUUUCCAUCUGCAGAAAAAAACCAGACUUUCUGCCUGAUCAUCCCAUUGUACUUCAAAAACCAGAAAACCACCCAAGUUUUAAGUAGCAUUUUAAGAACAGAUGAAUUUGAACAUAAAGAAUUACUCGUUUUAUAUUUUGGACACCUGCAAAUGAAGUGGACCUAGUAACAAUAACUGUAAUGGACUGUGACAGUUCAGCUUAUUUUUAAUUUUGAUGGUUGGGUAUUUGGUUUCUCCCUAAAAUGAGAAAGAUAUUUUAAACUAUAAAGAAUUUUCUAAUCAGUUUCAACUUUGCAGGCAGUUUCCUGCAUAAAUUGGGAAGUAACACUGGAAAGUAGGAAUUCGGUUAGUAAAGUGGGAAGACUGUAUUUAUAAUU